UAAAUUAAACCUCUCUAGUUUCUAAACUCCCACCCUCAAUCACACUGCAACUUGAACUGAGAACAAACAAACAAAGAAAAAUACUAUUCGUUUAUGAUGCUCUCUUCUUCGCCAACCUUCUUUGCUCCUCCAUUACUCUCCUCCUCUUCUCCGCCGUUCUCCGCUGUGCCACCACCACCCCGUACAUCCCAGAUCUCUAUUUCCGCGACCACCGCCUCCUCCUACACCUGCGCCGAAGAUCCACCGAGACUGCGCCAGAUUCCGCAGAGACUUUCGGCUUCGGUGACUCCGUCGCUCUACGAGAUCCUGGAAAUCCCCGUCGGCUCGACGAGCCAGGUGAUCAAAUCAGCUUACCGGCGACUAGCCAGGAUCUGCCACCCCGACGUGGCUGGAAACCGUCGAAAUUACGCGUCAUCUGACGCUUUCAUGAAGAUUCACGCGGCGUAUUGCACUCUUUCUGAUCCCGAGAAACGCGCCGUUUAUGAUCGGAAGAUCCUUUGCGGGCGCCGGCCGUUGACUGUCGGUGUUUCUAGAUUUGGCAGUUACGGAGGAGGGAACUGGGAAACUGAUCAGUGCUGGUAGCGAGUUGACUCGGUGUUCGAGUUGGGACAAGUGCAUUAUGUUUUUUUUUUUUCGUAAUUAGUAAAUGAUAGAUCUGGCUCGCCAUAGCUCUUAAAUAGUCGCUGAUACGCCCGCUUACCGUACCACGUAGGAUCAACGUUUUUAACUUUUUAUGUUUUUUUUUUUAUUUUUGUAAGCCAUCAUUCAUUGAUAUCUUUUUUCUGCAAGUCAGUCGUUGGCGAAUAAG
Molecule: messenger RNA, 808 nt
Organism: Brassica oleracea var. oleracea
Lineage: Eukaryota; Viridiplantae; Streptophyta; Magnoliopsida; Brassicales; Brassicaceae
Product: chaperone protein dnaJ 11, chloroplastic
Source: RefSeq, a predicted model, not a curated record